Molecule: messenger RNA, 1258 nt
Organism: Aspergillus uvarum CBS 121591
Lineage: Eukaryota; Fungi; Ascomycota; Eurotiomycetes; Eurotiales; Aspergillaceae
Exons: 2
Cellular component (GO): mitochondrion
Source: RefSeq, a predicted model, not a curated record
GGAGACGGUGCGGGUUUCGGAUGAGGCGGGUGCCGUGGGGGACGGUCGGUUUUGCAUGGGGCCGGAAGUCACACGGGGGCUUUGGUUGGGGCAACGCCGGAUUUUGCCGGUGCAUCGUGGUCCAUAUACGAGCCCCGUAGAUAUCCUGGCUGCCGGGGCUAGGAAGGAGAUUGUAUAUCUCGAGGAAUAUGGUCAGCCUGUGCGAGCAUCGAAGCAUCGCCCCGCAAAUCGGUCCUACAAGCAGUCGCCCAGGGACCAUAUCAACAAUCUGGCCGACUACCUUCAGGUUGCGCCGUACUUGGUUCCGAGCGAUGCGUCUUUGACACGACACACAAUCCGGCACCCGGACCUGCAACCCAGUAACAUAUUCGUCAACGAGGACCUGGAGAUUACGGGCCUGAUCGAUUGGCAGUAUAGCACUAUCCGGCCGCUGUUCCUGCAAUGUGGGAUCCCGGCCAAUUUUCAAAGCGCGGAUGGCGAUAUCCCCAGCCUACUGCAAGAGCCACGAUUGCCGGAUGGAUUCGACAGGCUGAGCGAAGCAGACCAACACUGCGAGCGAGAGCUCUUCCGAAGCCGCUGGCUGCAUUAUUGCUAUCUCACGGCGACGGCCAAGCUCAACCCGCCCCAUCAGGCCGCCCUGACCGGGGCCUUGGGAGUUUUGCGGCGGAGGUUGUGCCACCAGGCGGCUGUUCCCUGGGAUGGGGAUAAUGUCACCCUCAAGGCAGAUUUGAUUCAGCUGACGAUAAAUUGGGAUCGGCUUGUACGAUCGGAAGAUGCAAACGCCGCAGCCUGCCCGAUCGCGUAUAGUCAAGACGAGGUGAAUGAGUGCCUGCAGUUGAACACUGCGCAGGUGGCGUUGGAUGAGCAAAAGCGACUGUCGAGGGAGGUACUGGGUGUUGGAUCUGAAGGAUGGGUGGCUGCGGAGCGAUACGACAAUGUGAAGGCAUGCGAGGAGGUUUUGAAGAUUGAUGAGCUAUCUGUUGCCGAUGCUAGUAAAGAGAGCAUCUUAGGUUAGUGGGUAUCUAGAGAUUGAGCAGGUGGGUGGCUUGUUGAUGGUCGCAUUGAAUCACGAGUUGUGAAAGUGAUGAUAAGAGGUUCACCUGAGGUUCACACCAGUGUCACUUGAAAUAGGCUUCACCGGUUGGUGGUCCUUGAGGUCUGAGAGACGCGAUGUCACUAUUGAACCCUGCAAUGCAGUCCUUAGCUGGUUCUUCUUCAGGCAAAAUAGAACUUGAAAGACUUCGUCGAGUGUUGUUAG